GAUGAGCCCCAGUUAAGUUCCUUUUCCUUCUCUUCCUUUCUUUGUCUUUUACUGAUACAGAAGAGGUAGCAGGUGGUACUGAUCAUUGUAUCUGCAUGCCACCCUCUUAUUAAUCCCCCCACUCUCUUCCUAUGUUGUAUUUUGGCCACACCUCUAUAUAUAUUUCUAUAUAUUUGUAUAUGUAUUCAGAGAGAGAGAGAGAGAGAGAGAGAGAGACAGCAAAAUAGAGAGUUGUCGGUUGCAUACGUAAAUGGAGGAGUGUGGGAUCAAAGGUCUCCGUCUGGUCCCAGUAGUCCUGCUCCUAUGGAACUGACAUAUGCCUUCACUUUCUCACUCCUUGUGCUGACUUCUUUCUAGUACUAAACCACUUCCGCUCUCUAUAAAAACUAGACACAAAACUUUGUUGCUACCCAAAAGUGAAGUAGGAAGAAGAACCUGUUUCUCUCCCUCCCUAGCUCCUUUCUCUCACUACGCAUUCACUUUUUUGGCAACCUAAAAGAUCAGGAAGAAUAGAAACUUACAACACUCAGCGUCACGCCUUCCUAACUCAAUUCAUCCCUUACACCAUUAACAGUACUUCUCUUUGUGGUCCUGCCACUCAAAUUACCAGGUCCAUAUUGCAUAGAAAUUUUGGGUCGAUCUGAGGAAGAGUUGCAGAAAAGUGGAGCUGCCGAAUAUGGACUGGAAUGGGAGUUUAAUUAGACCCUUCGUUACCCGACCAGAAUCUUCUUUAAGCUUCCUCUACAACUAUAACUACGACCAUUUUCCAGGAAUGGAGGUGAAGCAUCCAGCAGUGGUGGACUCGGCUCAUGGGAUGGUGCCGACAAUGGACAAGAACAGCAACUAUGGCACCUGCCAGGAGAAGAAGAAGCGAUUGACAAGCGAUCAGCUAGAUUCACUGGAAAGGAGCUUCCAGGAAGAGAUAAAACUGGACCCUGAUAGGAAAAUGAAACUGUCCAAGGAGCUAGGGCUGCAGCCUCGCCAAAUCGCUGUUUGGUUCCAAAAUAGGCGCGCUAGGUGGAAGGCUAAGCAGCUUGAGCACCUAUACGAUGCACUUAAGCAGGACUAUGAUGUCGUCUCUAGGGAGAGGCAGAAGCUUCAAGAGGAGGUUAUGAAAUUGAAAGCUAUGCUGAGAUUAGAGCAGCAAGCAGGAGGGAGGAAGCAAGCUGGCUCCACGGGCUACACAGAAAUCUCUGGAGAAGAGACGGUGGAGAGCACAUCUAUUGCCAUUAAUGGCUCUAACAAGACAAGAUCAGGAGGAGGAGGAGGAGGAGGAGGAGGAUCAGCGAGUCAGCAUCAUCAGAUUAAUGCAGACUGCAACUAUCUCUUCAAUGUGGAGGAGUAUAACCCAUUAUCUCCUCCUUACUGGCCGGGUGGCCUCCCUUCCUAUCCCUCCUAACUAUUUGGCUGUUUGAUUAUUAGUUGUUCAUAUUCAGCUUAGAGCGUGUUCUUUAGCUUAUUAGUAGGACUGAUGCAUGAACGAGACCAACUUGAAGAAUUGCUAUACAUAUCGAUGAUCAGCACAUGAGUACUGAAAAAGACGCUAGCUAGCUGUCGUCUCCAGGAUUUUCAUUAACCUACCUAUUUACUUGCA
Molecule: messenger RNA, 1594 nt
Organism: Juglans microcarpa x Juglans regia
Lineage: Eukaryota; Viridiplantae; Streptophyta; Magnoliopsida; Fagales; Juglandaceae
Product: homeobox-leucine zipper protein ATHB-22
Exons: 3
Coding region: 677-1399 (240 amino acids)
Biological process (GO): positive regulation of DNA-templated transcription
Cellular component (GO): nucleus
Molecular function (GO): DNA-binding transcription factor activity, RNA polymerase II-specific; sequence-specific DNA binding
Source: RefSeq, a predicted model, not a curated record